UUAUUUUCAGUUUAUGUGGUCUUAUGUAGUAUCAUUUCUCGUGAUAAAUAAAUAUGGCCUCUUCUAUCUUUGCAACCUUGUAUCCCUCUUCAUCACCUUUUUUGCUGGACUCUUUGCUGUCAGCUGGUUCUUUGGUGCCGAGGUCAAAAGAAAGAUUCUCUACAGAUAUAAGGCUCUCUUAUUGAAACCUCCCUCAAAUGGUCUGUCAGCUGUUUUGGAAAAGCUAGUAAAACUCAGAUUAACAUGGAAGUUGGAUAAGCGCCUAUCAGGUGCUACCAUAAUAGAUGAACCCUUCAAUGAAGUACUGGAUUUGUUUAUGAGGGAUUUUGUUGAUGAAUGGUAUAAAGGUAUCAGCAAGGAUGAAGAGUUUAAGUUUGAAGUUCGUAAAACUAUACAGUCAGUUGUGGUUAACCUCUCUGCAAAGCUCAGAGAUGUUGACUUCAUUGCCCUCUCCACCGGACCCUUUCUCACUGAUAUGACAUCACAUUUGCGGAUAUUCAAAAAGACACAAGAGCGGUUACGAGUGUUUACUAAUUACUCAGCACAGGACGAGAUAAGAGUUUUCUUUGAAUUGGAGAGUCAGUUUGGUGUUAUUUGUACUGACAAAGAGGCUGAGGAGGUCUACGUCAGGAAUUUAGUGGAUAUUCUCCUGUACCUAUUACUACCCAAGCAGAGUUUCCAGUGUUAUCCUAUGAGAGUCCUGAUCAGAGAGCUAGUUACUACCUGCUGCUUCAUACCCACCAUGGAUUCAAUCGUAGAGCCAGACUAUGUGAACCAGUGUUUCAUGGCGUGGCUAAAAGACGACUGCUUAACAUCGGAGUCCUUCCUGGGUGCAAUACACUGCUGCACUAGUCCUACUGAACUGGACCAUUUGGAGGACAGGUUACAAAAGGACAUUUCACGGCUACGAGCGAUGGACGGUGGGAAUAUAACAAACUGGAGACAACAGCUGGACAGCUUGAUGUAUACUCUUCGUCAAGUCAGCAUCAGAUAUCAGAACGUGUUUGAACCCGGAUCUGACCCAGACAGCACAAUGCACAGUACCCAUAACGACGCAACCCAACCCUUCCCCACCAACAAACCCUGUCCAAACAUACCCCUCAACUUCAUCCUGGGUAACAGCAUUUCUCUCAAGUAUUUCAUUGACUUUAUGAACCACAUCAAGGCUGAGAAAUUCCUCUACAUGUGGCUUUCUGUCGACUGUUUCAGAGAUGAGCUGAAGAGCAGAGUAGACAUGGCGGCUGCUGAUGGAAGGAUUAUCAGUGACGCGGAGGAGAACAUGUUCAGAAAGGAAGCGAAGAGGAUCUACCUUGAAGGACUCUCAGAGGAUGCACCUAACAGGAUCAACGACAUCGACAGUAGAGUGGUAGCUAGACUAGAAACUGCCAUAACCUCCCUUCCAAUCACUCCUUUCUUGUUCGACGAGGUACAAGAGGGAAUAUACAACAUACUGAACAAGGAUAAGAAGUACUACAACACUUUUAGAAAGAGCAUGCUGUACUACCGGUGCCUUACUGAACUCGACUUAAAUCAGGACCAACUAGACGAAAUGUCUCCAGAAGAGCCGUGUAGUUCAUCAGCCUUUAAACCCGUGGCUAUCUCACCUAACGGCAGAUUCAGUGCAGACAUUCCACACGUCUCAAUGGUGGGCAAAGACAAGCAAGACGCAUUGUACGGAGUAGUGCUUAAGUACCGUGGGGAUCACGGCGAGGAGAAACAGUGGAUAGUUCCUAAAACAUUUGAGGAAAUAAAGAAGUUUCAGACACGGAUAUCAGACCAAUUACCUUCCAUUAAUCUUCCUAAAUCUUCCAUCUUCAGUGGACUUGAUAAGGAUUAUAUCUCUAAUAGAAAGGACGCACUUAACGGAUACCUUAAAGGUUUAUUUGACGACGCAACGCUCCAAAGUCCAGAAGUAUUAGAGCAAGUAAUGGAGUUCAUCAGCUCGGGAAGUAGCAACGCUUCAGACAUUACACCUGAACCAACAGAGGAUCUUGAUGAGAGCUUACAGUUCGAUGCAAAUAGUUCACUAGAUGACGAAGAGAAUAUUCCCUUAAAAGUUCUGAUCUUGCUCACGGAUGAGGUGUUCGAUAUGAAAAACAGGAACCAGUGGUUCAGGACACGAAUGGUGACUUUCCUUCGGCAGAUCGUAAGAGCGACAUUUGGCGGGAAGAUUAACCUAAAGAUACAGGAGUACGUGGAGUGGCUGACUUCUCCGGAGUAUAUCAGUGAAAUGAUCACUCUCUUCAAGGACUCGUUCUGGCCGGAGGGUAAGUGGGCUGACCCGGGUCCAGUACGACCACCAUCAUCUGUCAGUCUGACAAAGUUCAUGGGACAUACCAAGUUACAGGGUAUGAUUAGUGAUGAACUGAAGAACAUUAUCGGCAAGGAGACUGUCAGAGAAGGUGUCGACUUGGUGUUCAGAAUGUUCCAGGCAAAAGAAAUGAACCGACUGCUGUUCUACAAGAUGUUUGAAACUUUCAUUGAAGCUGUGUUUCCCGACAACAAGAUAAGAGCGACAUUAUCGUUAUUAAGACACAAUAUUAACACUAAAGCUAUUAUUAGGAGGCAUAGCGUAUUGAAAUAAUUAUCGUUAUUAAGACAUAAUAUUAACACUAAAGCUAUUAUUUGGAGGCAUAGCGUAUUGAAAUAAACUGUUUAAUUUAAUUGGUUAUAUUAUAUUGAUUAUCCCGCGUUGUUUGAUCUUUUUCUAUCCUAAGUUAACCUGUCCUAUCUAACCCUUUACAAUAUCUCUUUUUAUGAGCUAAGAA
Molecule: messenger RNA, 2768 nt
Organism: Bolinopsis microptera
Lineage: Eukaryota; Metazoa; Ctenophora; Tentaculata; Lobata; Bolinopsidae
Product: sorting nexin-13-like
Exons: 19
Coding region: 14-2584 (856 amino acids)
Cellular component (GO): early endosome
Molecular function (GO): phosphatidylinositol binding
Source: RefSeq, a predicted model, not a curated record